GUCCUUUUUUUCCUAGAGUGUGCGGACGAACGUGUAAGGCGCAGCAGUGCUCCUUCUUUUCCGACUAGAGGACAGUGUGACAAGAACGAGUUACAAACCCUUCGGCUAUAGGCUGUGUCUUACCCUUAUAUUAUCAAAUGGAAUGAACCAGAAAGCAAACGACACAAGUAAUUAAAGCAACAGAUUUUCUACCAAAAGCUGGGAAUUCAACUUUGGAAUAUAUCAUAAAGAGAAUGCACUUCCCGCCACUGCUACUGGUCUUGAUCAGCGUUGUGGUCUCACGCGAAUUAAACACAACGUUUCAUUUACAAGGUGAAAAGGGACCUCAGUAUUUUGUCGAAUCCAUCGCGUCUCCGCCUCCUGGCCAAGGGCAGAAUGGAACUUCUGUACCACGAUCUCCUCCAGACUCAGCGAAGGAAGACUCUGUUCCCGAAUGCGCCGAUGAAAUCAGUCAUGACACUUCCUUCGACUGGGCCUUUGUCUGCCCCCGGGCUGACUCUCUCUAUAAGUUAUUCGAACGAUUUAAACGAGAGAAUCAUAGAAUGCGCGUCAAAAUCACGGUGAAGAAGGUGGACGGACCGCUAAGACUGCAGCCUCCUCCCAGAAUCAUCAUCAUCUCGCUUUUUCUUCAGAACGCGAACGUAACACGAAUAUCUAAUGAAGCGCAAAACCUGUCCUCGUUGUCAUCCUUAAGCCGGCUGGACCUGAGGAACAACCCGCUCCUUGAGCUGGAGUACAUGCAGUGGAUGAGCGUCCUGUCCUCGCUGACGGUACUCAGUCUCAGAGAAACGCCUGUGACUGAGCUGGCACUGACGUUACUGAUGCCGUAUCUUCCUGCUCUCCAGCACCUUGACAUCUCCUCUUCUGGCCUCCGUUUCCUCCCUGAGAAAGUCUUCGACAAGAACCCGGAACUGCAACUCCUCGAUUUAUCGAAUAAUGAAUUUGGGAAACUAACACUACCUGGAAGCUUGACCUUGAGGCUGACGCACCUCAACAUCUCGAGCUGUCAGCUGGACAAGGUGUCCGUGCUGACGGCGUGCGUGGAAGGCCCGUGCCCCACGCCCUCCUCCCAGGGACGCCUGAGAAUUUUGGACGUGUCCAACAACUAUCUGAAGUGGUUGCCAAGGAGACUGGUGGAGUCCCUCGAAAAAAAUGCCGUUGUCAAUAUCAAAGAGAACCGCUGGAACGAGGCGUGCCACCGCUGCCCGCUCUACUACCUGUGGCAGUACUCGAGGCAGGCGCUGUACAUUGACGCCCGCGAGGACCUCGACUGCUUCAGCGAGGCCGUUCUUCGGAGGUGCGGCUGGGAGGACUGCCCCACCGAGUGCGACUGCGACCGCGAGAGGAACACGGUGAACUGCACCGGGAAAGGCCUGGUGGAGCUGCCGAUCGUCGUGCCCUCCGAGACCGAGAUCUUCCUGGCGGACAACAACGACAUCACGAACAUAGAUAACCUCUACUUUCCCACGUACUGCAACCUCAAGCAACUCAGUGUCGAACGCAACCUCGUGACUGAGCUUUUGCUCACAGUUAAAGGGAAAUGCAACUGCCCUACAGACGGAGACUACUACAGGGAGGAAAGCAACUGUUAUCCUCUGCAUCUCCACACAGUGUCCUUAGAUGAUAACAAGAUUAAGAGACUGACCGCUGCCGACUGUUCGUUGCUGUAUCCUCUGAGGACACUUACGAUGUCUAGAAAUAAGCUGGAAAACCCCGGGGCGCAGGUCUGUGGCUCCCUCCAACACCUGCGUUCCCUCGACCUCUCACACAACAGGAUCACCAACGUAACCUCGCAUGACCUCGCCACAUACCCAUUUCUGCGGGACCUCAACCUCUCUCACAACGCCCUAGAAAAACUACCUCCCAACAUAACCGAACUAGCGCCUAGACUCAAGACUCUGAACGUCGUUUCCACUUGCAUAAGCAAUUUAACCAGUGGGACCUCGGGACUGAGUAUUAUUAACGAAAACAUCUCUAUGAUGAACUGCGGUCGCCACGAUCAAGGCGCGGCAAAGGAAGAGCCAGGGACGCCCGAGAAAAAGUCAGUCAAAGCCUUCAUGGUAGCCAUUGCCGUCUUCGUCAUAGUGAUCAUAUUCCUCUACGUGUGCAGCGUAUGUGUCAGGCAUUGGUGCUCCCCCGGAGGAUACACUACCAAGGAGAUUGAAGACACGAGUGAGUGCAAGUACUCAGUGUUCGUUGUCCACUCCUCAAAAGACCGUGAGAUGGUUCGAGAAAACCUUAUCAUACCCCUUUUCCAGCGCGGAUACAGCGUAGCCUGGCACGAGAAUGCGUUUGUGCCCGGUGCGUGGAUAUUAGAGAACAUAGAGAGAGCGGUGAGAAAUUCGGAAAGGAUGGUGGUCUUUGCAACUGACAAUCUUACAGCAAGCAGGUGUUCUCUGCAAGAGAUUCGUCGCGGGCGUUACGAGGAGAUGGACAGAGAAGAAUUCAGGGUUAUGGCUUUGGUCACGGAAACGCUACCGAGGGCGCUGGCGAAGGACCUGUACGAGAUCGUCGCCCUGCGCACGCACAUCCACUACAGCGACAGAGACUACAUCGAGAAGAUCUGCCAGUUCCUGCGCCCCCCGCGGCCGGUUCCGGUGCAGGACACCCCCCCUUUGCACGCCACCAGCAUCCGGUCACAUCUGGAUCGCUUUGAUGAAAUGCGGAGAGGACACAAGAAGCAGAAUAUGUCUGAGGUAGUUUACUUGCAUCGCGAUGAUGAGGGUUAUGUCAUCGACCAGUGCACCGCGUCUAUCACCAAAGGAGCGAGGGUGUCGCCCUGGUCACAGAUGUCGCAGGGGGCGCGGGUUCAGAUGCUUUUAAAAUACACGAAGAGCCCAGGAAUGCCGUCAGAAAGCUACGCAGAAACAAGGAGUCUAAACUACGUGUUACUGGAUCAGAAAGAUGACGAUAACGAGGAUGAAGAUUCGUUCCAGUUGGGAACUUCCUCCAGGUUCUUCAUCACAAGAACUUCGUGUCGGUUUUGAGAGGGAGAGGGAGGGGGGGAGAGAGGGAGAGGGAGAGAAAGCAAGGGAGUGAGUGAGAGUGAAUGAUAGUUAGAGUUAUUUGUAAUUUAAAAAAAAAAAAAUUAUAAUAAUAAUAAGAUAAGCCUCUCUUUAUUAAUGUGGGCGAGUCCAACUUUUUCCCACUGCCUGAUGGUUCUAAAAUGUGUUUCGGAAUUUGAAGUGGUCCAGGAUUCCCGUCCAUGGCACUUUUAGGAAUCGUGAUAUAUCCCCGCCUCCUCCCGUCAUCGUUCUUUUCAUUUUGCAAGUGAGAUUGAUCGAGGAGCAGCUUUUUAUACUCCUGUGGUUUUGGAAGGUAGAUUUCCUUUUCUUGGUUAUGCUAUUGGACGUUUCCAUUUUCUGUCAAGCAUACUAUCCAUCACUGUGCAUUGCAGUGUACCACGAAGGGUGUACACAUGGUAAGGAUAUUCACGCAGAGUAAGAAGCCACGUUAAAAUAUAUAGUAAUGGUGGUGAUGGUUAUGACAAUAAAAACAGUAAGAAUGAUUUUAUGUUAAUAGAAUAAUGAUGUGAUAUAAUGGACCGCGUUCAUUGCAACACACGUAGAAAAGGUAAGAAUGAGAAUGAAUAUCUUCAAAAUACAAAAGAUGUAUUUGACCGGUUUCGAUUAUAGCUUCGUCAGAAAUACAUAUAUAAAAUAUUC
Penaeus chinensis is the source of this 3665-nucleotide messenger RNA. RefSeq lists its product as uncharacterized. The record is from RefSeq and is a predicted model, not a curated record. Gene Ontology annotation, biological process: signal transduction. Lineage: Eukaryota; Metazoa; Arthropoda; Malacostraca; Decapoda; Penaeidae. The transcript is spliced from 24 exons. Gene Ontology annotation, molecular function: protein binding. Bases 234 to 2987 code for a protein of 917 amino acids.